GUAAACCCUAUUUCAUUCUUCAUCUUCCGAUUCCUCUGUCAUCGCGGUCAUCUACUCGUCGCCGUCAUCUCCUCUCUCAUCGCCGGCAGCCACCAAUGUCACGAACGGGACGGAGGCAGUAGAGGACGUCGUCAGUAGUCGCGAACUCGAGAAGGCCAUUUCUCUACUCGCGAAGGCGAAAAGUUAUCUUCAUCAUCCCUGUCCGGCAUCGCCUUCUACAAUCUCAGCAACAACUUCUGGCCUCUUCUACAAACCUACGAUUCGGCGUUCUUCCAUAGACGUACAUCCAGAAGUCGAAGCGGCAUUAUAAAGUAGAAACUAGAAGGAUCAAGACGUUUCAAAGGGAAGGGAGAAAUCGGAGCGAUGGGAAGUAACCAACUGGUGGCACAAAUCCCGACUAGCUUCGGCCAUGAACUCAGGGCUUGCCUCCGCUGCCGUCUUGUCAAAACAUAUGAUCAGUUCAGAGAGUCUGGAUGCGAGAACUGUCAAUUCUUUAAGAUGGAUGAAGAUCAUGAGCGUGUUGUUGAAUGCACAACACCUAAUUUCAAUGGCAUAAUCUCAGUCAUGGAUCCCAGUAGAAGCUGGGCUGCUCGCUGGCUUCGGAUAGGUCGUUUUGUCGCUGGUGUGUACACACUUGCAGUUUCAGAGGCGCUUCCAGAAGAUUUGCAGAAUCUGUGUCAAGACGAGCGUGUGCCCUAUGUUCCUCCAAAGCGCAUUUGAGAUCAUCCAUAGCCCCACCCAUCAAAAGGAUCAGAAAUUAAGAAUGUUGUCUUCUAGUGCUUACUAUCAUUUCAUGUAGAGUUCAAUCGAUGUAUGAAUUGAAACUGCACACUGUGUGACAAACAUUACAUUGAAUGCACUAUCUAUCAUGUGGCACGGCUGAUGGUUUAAAUGAAUGUGUUUUUCUAUG
Cuscuta campestris is the source of this 910-nucleotide messenger RNA. Lineage: Eukaryota; Viridiplantae; Streptophyta; Magnoliopsida; Solanales; Convolvulaceae. The record is from the annotation of a GenBank genome assembly.